Molecule: messenger RNA, 1219 nt
Organism: Colias croceus (clouded yellow)
Lineage: Eukaryota; Metazoa; Arthropoda; Insecta; Lepidoptera; Pieridae
Product: trypsin-6-like
Exons: 7
Coding region: 32-1192 (386 amino acids)
Biological process (GO): proteolysis
Molecular function (GO): serine-type endopeptidase activity
Source: RefSeq, a predicted model, not a curated record
GCAGGCGCUAUUUCCCUUACAACACUCUACGAUGUUGUUACGUGCACUGUGCUUGUGUGCGUGCGUAUAUGUGUGUGUGGCUGAAAGCGACGAUGAUACAGGUGAGCGGGAUGAUAGCGGCGAGUACAAUGUAACAAAAACAUACACACAGACAAGGGACGAUCUUGAAGACAGCGAAGAGCACAUAGGCGCGGCUGUAACGCAAGUCUACAAGCACCCUUACGCGGCGUCCCUGCUGAAAAACGACAGCUAUGUUUGCAGCGCGGUUGUACUCAAUACCUACUGGCUCUUGACGCUUUCUAAGUGCUUUGACUCGUUCGUAAUAUCAUCAUAUGUGAGCCACAAGUAUUUGGGCAACUACACAAUACGAACCGGCAGUAACUAUAACAACAAGGGCGGGAAUAUAUCUAAGAUAAAGAUGCUGAUAAACAACUUCGAUUUCAAAGUGUCAGCUGUGAAAGUGACGUCACAGCUUGUGUUCGACGACAGGGUUGGCGCUGUCAACUUGCCAAGUGUGGAUGAUGAUGAGGCCCUGGGAUACCUAGCUUCUAUAGUGGCAUGGACACCAUCGGGACACAUACGCGUAGUAAAUGCGCCAGUUAUAGACUCCGCAAUCUGUCAGCCGACCACGAAGCUGCUACCAGGGCAUUAUAUUUGUGUAGGAGGUGUGCAGGAUCCUAACCGCCAUUUUUGCCGGAAGGACAACGGCGGCGCCGUAAUACAGAACAACACUCUAAUCGCUGUCUCCGCUUUCCUUCACACCUGCGCGCUGUAUACAAAAACACACGCCUUCCCGAAAAGCGCUAGUUUCGCUAGAUGGCUCGACAGCGUUAUAUGGGAUGAAAACAAUCGACCUACAACAACUACGAAUGCUCCAACAACACAGACUACUGUUAUAACAAAUGUUACAGAGACGGUAGAUAGAAGCCCAUAUUUUGGUGAUCCUAGGAAGUUCAUGUUAACACUACCCUAUGAUCCUGUGAAUGUUCCUUUAGAACCAGCAGAAGAUAACUCGGUGAUACCAAGAAUGAGUCUGUACGAAUCUUACCUUCACAACUUGGCUAUGGCCAGAUCGUCGACACCGCAAUCUUCAACAUUGGUAGAUGAAAAGAAGAAAUGGUUUGAAAAGUUCGGCAAGACGCUGCUCAUGAAACAGAUGUAUCCGAAGAGAUAUGAAUAUGAUUAUAAUUAAUGCAUAUAAUUAUAUAUAUAUAUAUAU